Solea senegalensis (Senegalese sole) is the source of this 906-nucleotide messenger RNA. Its product is annotated as zinc finger C2HC domain-containing protein 1A-like. Lineage: Eukaryota; Metazoa; Chordata; Actinopteri; Pleuronectiformes; Soleidae. The transcript has a single exon. The record is from RefSeq and is a predicted model, not a curated record. The coding region runs from base 1 to 906 and encodes 301 amino acids.
AUGAAUGGACAGGAAAAUACUGCUCAAUGCAACACCUGCAAACGAUGGUUCUUCCUGAUGUCCUUGAACACACACGCCAAAAUCUGCGAAAAGUUAACAUCCAAAAAGAGGCAGGUUUUUGACUCCAGGAAACAGAGAGUUAAGGGCACAGACAUUGCAGCGUUCUCACAAAAAUCUAAACAUUUUUCUGCUACAGUGACAACAGAAGCAUCCAAGAAGACUAACAACUGGCGUAAGACACAUGAGGACCUAAUCGCAACUGUGCGGGCUGCCAGGGCAUGCAGCAAAGCCAUGAAGGAGGGGGUACCUUUGCCCCCGCCUCUUCCUGCUCAGAUUAACCCAGAUUAUAUUCAGUGCCCUUACUGUCAGCGGAGGUUUAAUGACAUUGCAGCUGGAAAACACAUUGAGUUCUGCAAGAAGCAAGCCCUCCGUAUGCCCAAUAAAAGCAAGAUAGGAAGCACCAAGAAGGCCCCCAGUCGCACACAGUACAAGCCUCCUGCCCCUGUGAAGGUGCCCAGUUCUCCUGCAAUGUCUUCCAUCCCCUCAACCUCUAGUUUACAGCAGCGAUCGGGUCCUAGACAGCCCACUAGGAUCCCCUCUAGGAGGGUCUCCUCUUCAGGUUCAGAUAAUAGUAAUCCUUCCGGCCCUGCAAGUCCUCUAUCAGGUGUGGAAACGAAGACACGAUCAGGGCACUCUGGCUUUGGCUCCGUGAGGAACAAUCAUCCUGGAAUAGGUCUCAACAAGAAGAGAGUAGACAACGAUGUAUAUCAGAAUUACGCCAAUGGUGCAAAUGAGGCGGACAAUGGUGGAAUGAAGGGCAAGUUCUGUUACAAGUGUGGUUCCAAGUAUCCUGUCGACUCGGCCAAAUUCUGCUGUGAAUGUGGGGUCAAGCGGUUGUAUGUAUGA